Stegastes partitus (bicolor damselfish) is the source of this 2977-nucleotide messenger RNA. RefSeq names its product dynamin-binding protein. Lineage: Eukaryota; Metazoa; Chordata; Actinopteri; Pomacentridae. Bases 348 to 2969 code for a protein of 873 amino acids. Gene Ontology annotation, biological process: cilium assembly. Gene Ontology annotation, cellular component: cytoplasm. Gene Ontology annotation, molecular function: guanyl-nucleotide exchange factor activity; protein binding. The record is from RefSeq and is a predicted model, not a curated record. The transcript is spliced from 4 exons.
GUAGGCAUGGAGAGAAGAGCUGCUCGGCUAAUGUGAUGACAGCUGACCGGACCGAGACCUCGCUUUCUGCUGGCCAACAUGAAUUUGUUGACCUUCACGCCACGAUAACGCGCUUCUUCUUGGAAAUAAUAAUAGUAAUAAUAAUAAUAAUAUCAAUAAUGUCCGCGCGCUCUGCUCCGGAGCUCCGGCGCGAGAAGCUGCUUCACUAAAGUUGUGUCGCGAGGAGGAGAAAAAAAAAAAAAAAAAAGUCUGAACUCCGCCAACAAGCAAAGAAGCACCACAUCACCACCGGGCUGGAGCUGGAUAUCUAGUCACGUUUUGUGCAGACACUUUACAGGUUAUGAGUAAUGGAAGCGGGGUCGGUGGUGCGUGCCGUGUUCGAGUUUCUCCCCAGCGUCUCCGAGGAGCUGCCACUCUUCACCGGUGACGUCAUCGAGGUGCUCAGUGUCGUGGAUGAGUUCUGGUUGCUCGGUAACAAAGAUGGCGUCACAGGUCAGUUCCCCAGCACCUUUGUGGAGGAGAUUACUAUUCCCAGCACCAAGCCUGGAGACAGACUCUACGUGUGCAUCAAUGAUUUCAGCUCAGCAGAGCCGGGGAAUCUGUCCCUGAAGAGAGGUGAUGUGGUAGUGGGAGAGGCCGGUGGGUCCAUGGACCUCGGGGAAACCUGGCAGCGUGGCUGUAACGCCUGGGGCGUCCGUGGUCUCUUCCCCACAUCAUGCGUGAAAGAGAUGAACCUCUCCGGCCGCUCCAGGCAGCUGUCCGAACGCUCGGCUCAGGCCCAGGCUUCGGAGCUGCCGCCGUACGCCCUGGGCCAAGCUCGAGCCCUCAUGAGCCUCCACGCGCAGCUCAACGAGGAGCUGGACUUCCGCGAGGGCGACCUGAUCAUCAUCACAGGCCUGCCGGAGCCAGGCUGGUUCCAGGGCGAGCUGGGGGGACGCAGGGGCAUCUUCCCAGAGGGGUUCGUGGAGCUCCUGGGUCCCCUUCGGUCUCCUCAGGAGCCGGAGGACUGCCAGGAUUUGGACAAUGACCCUCAACAAUUUAUGUACGAGGACGACGCAGGAGAGGGGACUGAGGAGGAAGGUAUGGAAGAAGGGGAGGUUUUUAUGAGAGAUGACGAGGAACAAAAGGAUGCUGCAGUAGAAGAAGAACAAGAGGAGGAGGAGGAGGAAGAGGAGGGUGGUGUCUAUGGAGUGGCGCUGUAUGAGUUUCGGGCUAUGGAGCCAGGAGAGUUGGACUUUGACGUUGGAGAUCGCAUUCGCGUUGUAAGCACUUUGGAAGAUGGCUGGCUGGAGGGGCAGCUGCGAGGGCGUCGGGGUAUAUUCCCUCAUCGCUUUGUGAAAUUAGAGGACGAUGGACGGAAAACUGCAGAGGAGACAAAUGUGGUUGACCCAGAAGAGGAACAAGAGAAGGAGAACAGCUGUAGUGAAUACAGCUCAGGUCAUUUAUGUCCCAAUGGGUCCGAGAACGAUCCUGAAUGGACGCCGUAUGAGGACCACACAGUGUGGGACCUGGACUACUUCGAGAGGACCGAGGAGCAGAGGUGGCAACGGGAAAGCAAAAGUGCUGGGGCUCAGACUAAUAACAGGGGGCAGAGAGAUGGAGGUAACAGGCCCGACUCUCGGCCACGUAGACCUCUGGCUCCGGCACACAGGGGACCAGAGAGACCCAAAUCCACUCCUCCAGCAAGACCCAGACUCCCACCUCGGCCCAGCCUGCCUGCACGUAGCCAUCGGCAGCAUGCUGCACAUUCUGGCAGAAAUCAGUCGAGCUACACCAACGGUAACUCUCGACCUGCACCCCCCAAACUAACCCAUAGCCUAACGCUGCCAAGCACUCAUUCUGGUUGGUCCAAAGACAGCAGGUAUUACCAGAGGUCACCGACAGACGGUUCCUCCACCAAUAGCAGAGGCGCAAGUCUUGGCCAGGCAUUAUUUAACCUUGUUGAGGGCCACAAGCAGAAGAAGCUAACUCGCCAUGCUAGUGUCGGUGAUGCUGAUAUGAUGCUGCACAGCGCCGACGCCCGGCCGCGCUCCCAGCAGACGGCACGAGGCUCCAAUGGGAUUCUGCCAACAUCCAUCACCUUAGAAGCCUUGGCAACCUCAGCCGGCGACCUGGAGGCCAAACUCUCCCAGCAGCUUUUUGAAUUUGAGAAAAGCCUGACUCCUGCGUACAGCGAUACUAACGUGGGUUCUGGCGUUUCCAGAGACGUGUCACCUGUGCCUGACCUGAACCAGCAAUCACGCAUCUCACGGCACUUUUCCAUCCUGGACUACAGCGAUGAAAGCGAUAUCAUCCGAGGCUCCUCACAUUCUCCCAUUCCCAGCCUCAUGCAGUCCAACUCUUCCUCUUUGGAAAGACGAAGAACCCUCCGCCCUCCUCCUCCUCGUCCCAGAGUCCUCCGUCCUCCAGCUCCAGCUCCGUACAAACCGGCUCGCCCCGCUCCUCGUCCCCCUCCUCGCUGCCCGAGACAAAACACCACUCCUCCGCCCGGCAGCUCCCUCGCCAACAGCCCAAUCUUCUACUCUCCCGACGAGCCAGCUGCAAACCUCCUCGACCAAAUACCAGGAGGUCAGGCGGAGUUCGGCGACCUCGCAGCUGCCCAGGAACACGAGAUCCAGUGCCAGCUGGAAGCAGAGCAGGAGCUGGAGAGGGAGAUGGAGCUAGAGAGUCAGAGGCAGAGGGAGGAGGAGGAGAGGUACCAGCUGCUGCUGCGGCUGCAGGAGGUGGAACACGACAUGGAGGCGUACGCGCACACGGCCGAGGAGCUGAGGGCGAUGCUGGAGGAGGAGGAGGAGGAGACGGCCCGCAUGCAAGCCCUGGAGAACCUGGAGUUCUGCAACUACACACUGGAGACGCUGGCCCUGGAGCAGCAGCAGCUACAAGGUAAGACUGUUGGGGAAAGAGGGUGGAGGCACAGAAGUAUUUAUGGACGUGAACCUUUAGACCAAAGGGUGAUGUGGAAUCUUUAGCGAGACCC